This is a messenger RNA of Macrosteles quadrilineatus (aster leafhopper), 2581 nucleotides long. RefSeq lists its product as uncharacterized. The record is from RefSeq and is a predicted model, not a curated record. The transcript has 8 exons. Gene Ontology annotation, molecular function: protein binding. Lineage: Eukaryota; Metazoa; Arthropoda; Insecta; Hemiptera; Cicadellidae. The coding region runs from base 102 to 2240 and encodes 712 amino acids.
AGGUACUCAAGAUAGGUGUUGCAACAUCCAUACCACUAACAACAUUGAACUGUUCCGUAUGAAAUUUCCUUAGCGUCUCUUGAAUUAUCUAGAAGUUGAAAAUGACAAGGACAUCUGAUAAUAAAGAUGAUGAGCCUGACAAGACAAGACAACUUUGGAGCAAAGUUCAAUCGAUCCAAUCACCGUUUAACUGGAGUUUGCCUGAACUUCGCAUUGAGACCGAAAAGUACAUUAGUAACCAGAAAUCAAAAUGUGAAGUAAUCGAAGAGGAUAACCAGUUCCAAUGGACAAGAUUUGUCUCCCAUCUUAUUCUGAGCUAUGAACUGUGCAAGCUGAAUAAUUACACAGAAGCCCUGGAGAGUAUCAACUGGUGCCAGGAACAUUGGAACUCCUUGUCAGACUGUAAUGAGCCACUUUUUCUUGAUGUGAAGGAGGUCAUGGCUCACGUCAUAUUGGCCACCAAAGCUCGAAUCCUUUUGUCAGCUGGGAAAGGCGAUUUGGCUGAAAAGGAGUUGUAUUUGUUGGAGCAUUAUCCAUAUGGUGAUGUCAGACCUCUUCGUACCAUGAAGAACCGAGCGGGUUUGCUAGGAUUGAAGGCAGCUACAUACUUACAAUACCAUACAGGACAAAGCUUAGCAAUCGAGGCGGCCAGAGGUGCCAAGAACCUCGACCCAGAUCAAGCAGAAUGGUGGUUUAUCCUUGGAGUUGCUCUUGGCAAGGCUCGAAGAUCUAGGGUUGGUGGUAAACCCAAUUUCUCAGAAAUAUCAACAGAAGAAAUAGAAUCUAUUGAGAAGGCCUUUACUCUACAGAAGGAUGCAUCAUACACUGUACAUCUGGCUCAAUUAUAUGGGGAUCUAUCCGUAAAAAUGGGUACAAAAUGGGACACCGAAAGAUCUAGGCGAUACGCUGAAAAAGCAGAGAUGAGAUAUCGAGAGGCAUUAAAACUUCGACCCAACUGCACCAGUUUGAAGGCGCGCGUCGCCCAUGGCUUGAUGAAGGUGCGAAGUAAAGAUAGAGCUAUAAUCAAAAGGCUACUGGAGGAAGUAGUGGAUGCCGCCCCAACCAGGGGUUUACCUUACGCUGACUUGGGAAAAUACUACACGUUUGUAGAAAAGGAUAUUCAGAAAGCAAUUCUUAACCAGCAAAUGGCAUUUGAAAUGGGAAUGGCAAACGUUAUGCUUUAUUUGAUACCAUCAAAGUGGACCAAUGGUUACGAACAUCAGAUAAUUGACGAUCUCAAGAAGGGUUUGGAGAUUUACAAUCAAAACGUUGAGAACCUUGCGAUGAUACAUGCUUACCUCGGUACUUGCUACUUACUCAUGGACGACGACUGGGCGUCCGCAAUACCAAGCUUCCAGAAGUCUUUGGAAUUGGAUCCAUCCGCCAAAUGUUUGGAGAAUUUCAGGAGCUUUGACUCGAAAUGGGUCAAUCUUCUUGAGAUGGUCACAAAUUAUAUAAAUUACAACCCUAUUGAAGAAUGUCAAGACCAAGCAAAAGCCUUUUUACAAGAAGUCUCUGAAAAGAAACCACAAACACUUAAAAUCAUCAAGAAACACGAUUAUACAUCGUGGAAGAGAGAAGUACUAAGUAAAAAGAUGCAUCGAGAUUCCGAUGCGAAAUCGAGCACUGGUUCUAAACGCGUAGAAGUGAAUGAGGCGAUCCCGAACUCGAACUCCAACACAGAUCAAGUGACCAUGGGACUGCUAUCAACCCAACUGGCGGAACUUGUGAAAAUGGUUAACACUCUAGCUACGAAGGAGGACGCCAAUACGAGGAUAGGCUCUGAUCUCAGGUUGGUGAGGGAGGAAGUCAAUGAGCUUGACGAGAAGGUAGAUGCUCUAGAGCCUCGGGUGACAGAAACUGAAGAUCGCCUGGAAGUAAUGGAGAAUAAGAUUGAAACAAUGGAGCGAGCCCUGUCCGAUAUCGCUGGCCUGGAGGAGAUUGUAAAGGAAGUGACAAACAGAAUGAAACGGGCACCAAACGUAGUCCUUUACAGUCUACCAGAACAGAUGGACGAGCCGUUGGAGUCUAGGAUAGCCUAUGACAAGAGUUUGGUAGUCAAAGUAGGCCAGGCCACUAACCAAGAGAUUGACGUCAAACACAUCAAGGCGCGCCGCAUAGGUAAGCCCACAUGGGGAAAAUGUAGACCAUUGGUAGUCUCUUUCGAUACUGAGAAGGAGGCAAAAGCUUUCCUGAACAAUUUCGAUCUAGAUUUGGUUAAAUGUUUUCAUCCCGAUUAGGCCAACGUUGGAGUGGCCAGGGAUAAAACUGACAGCGAAUGUCAGUAUUACAGGUCCUUGAAACAGGAGUUGGAGAAACGCACCAAUGCGGGAGAAACAAACUUGAUCAUCAGGUACAAGAAUGGGAUACCUCAAAUCUGUAAUAGAUACUGAAUUACUUGAAUUGUAUCUCAGGGCUCUGCAGCAUGUUGGUAAACCAUAAUAUGAAUUGCUUUUACAUUUACGCUUAGUCAUUUACGUUAUUAAUUAUUUUACUAAAAUAGUGGGUUGUUUAAUUGCUCUAAUUAUGGUGUUUGGGUACAUUAUUGUAUUUUAUAUAAUCAUAUAUACAUUAAAAUAUU